Molecule: messenger RNA, 1203 nt
Organism: Arabidopsis lyrata subsp. lyrata
Lineage: Eukaryota; Viridiplantae; Streptophyta; Magnoliopsida; Brassicales; Brassicaceae
Product: RWD domain-containing protein 1
Exons: 11
Coding region: 126-884 (252 amino acids)
Biological process (GO): cytoplasmic translation
Molecular function (GO): protein binding
Source: RefSeq, a predicted model, not a curated record
UCGUUUUGGGGGAUCGUCUCCUUUAGGUUUAUCGUCGCUCUUGGUCACGAGGCGACUCUCACUGUGGAGUUCGAUAUUCAGGCAAUCUCAAAGCUUCCACGACAAAGGUGUCAAAUUUAGUCAUCAUGACGGAGUAUAAGCAGGAACAGGAGAUGGAGAUUGAAGCCCUUGAAGCUAUACUUAUGGAUGAGUUUAAAGAAAUUCAUUCUAGUGAAAGUGGGCUUAAUACUUCGAAUCGAUGCUUUCAGAUCACAGUGACUCCUCAGGAUGAUGAAAUGGAGGACUCAGCAAUUCCACCAGUUCAGCUGGCUUUGGUUUUCUCGCACACAGAAAAUUAUCCGGACGAGGCUCCGCUUUUGGAUGUGAAAAGUAUUCGAGGAAUCCAUGUUAGUGACCUCACCAUCUUGAAAGAGAAGCUUGAACAAGAGGCAUCUGAAAAUCUUGGUAUGGCCAUGAUCUAUACGCUGGUCUCAUCAGCAAAGGACUGGUUGUCUGAACAAUAUGGGCAAGAUGAUGCAGCUGACUUAGCAGAAGAAGAAGCCGCCAAAGAGGAUGAGGUAAUUGUCCCUCAUGGAGAACCUGUUACGCUGGAGACAUUUUUGGCAUGGAGAGAGAGAUUUGAGGCAGAGCUUGCGCUUGAGCGAGCCAAGCUGAUGCCGGAGUCUGCUCUUACAGCACCCAAGGAGAAGAAGCUUACAGGAAGACAGUGGUUCGAAAGUGGCAGAGGGAGAGGAACGGUGGUCACUGCUGAUGAGGAAGAUGAGGAGGAAGAUGAGGAAGACAUCGACUUUGAAGACGAAGACUUUGAAGAUGACGAAGAAGACAUGCUUGAGCACUAUUUGGCGGAGAAAUCUGAUUCUUCCGCUCCCCCAUCAAGGACAUGAAACUACGGGAGAGCCUUAUAUACUGAUUAUUGAAGCUCUUUUCUGGAUAGAGAUCGUGAUGCAAGAUACUGGCCUUGCAUUGAGAAGCAUUCAUUCUCCAUAUCCUCAGAUUUCCGAGUUUUGAUCCACUUAAGAGUACCCUGAGCAUUACCAUUUGUCUUAAAUCUAUAAAACUUACCCUCAUCGUCUGUUCAAUUACAAGAACGCUUUAGAGAAUGCCACUGAUUUUGUAGCUUUUUUGUUUAGAACCAGCUCAAAGCUAAUCUCUCUGUGAAAAGACAAAUAGUUAAAAUUUGGAAGCCCUUGUAACCUUGUUUAA